GUGUUCUGCCUCGCCUCCUCUCGCGGAUCCGGCGAUCCGCGACCGCUCAUGCUGUGGCGACCGCUCGGCGACGUCUCCGCGGAGACGGAGCUGCGAUGGAGCGGGGGCUCCUUACGCGGAUCUUGUAUCCAGCGCCGCAGGCGACCUACACGGCGGAGAGCUUCAAAGGUGAACUCAUUUGGAUCCCAAAGAAGAGCUCGUUAGAUGGAGACGCGCCCUUAUUGGGCGUGGAUUGCGUGCCGUGCCUUUUGUUGAAGUAUCCCUACAGCCGAUUCUUGGUGCUCUUCUUCCACAGUAACGCUGAGGAUCUUGGUAGGUGCUAUUCCUUUUGUGUGGCGAUGCGGGACCGCUUUCAGGUGCACGUGUUGGCUGUGGAGUAUCCCGGCUAUGGGAUCUGUCCGGGUGUGGCCACUGGGCCGUCGGUCAUGGAGAACGCCUUCUCAGCGCUGCACUUUGCGACGCAGAGCCUGCGCUGGCCACUGGAUAGCAUUUUCAUCUUUGGGCGCUCGAUCGGCACGGGCCCCGCGGUGAAACUCACGUCGCUCUUCCGCUUCGCUGGGGCCAUCCUGGUGACGCCCUUCCUGUCGAUCGGCGAACUGUUUCGGGACCGCGUGGGGCCCUUGGCUCAGCUGGUGGAGGAGUGGUACCCCAACCUGGAGCUCAGCAAGAAGAUCCGCUGCCCGGUCUUGAUGAUUCACGGGCGCCGGGAUGACAUGAUCAACUUCCGACACGCGGAACAGCUGCAUGAGGCGAUCCCUACGCGAAAGCUUCUGGUGAGUCCUCCAGCCAUGCUCCACAACACAAACCUCAUGAAUGACAUGAACUACCUGGUCAUGCCUGCGACACACUUCUUCUCCUUACCAGACUAUGUCUUCCACGACAUGAGGGUGCCGCACUGGGCCUACACCCUGCGGCCCAGUCCGAAGGCGCCCAAGUCUUUGACGCCGAACAGGUCCAUCGCGCCCGGAAAACUGGAGUCCUUCGACAUGUGUUGUGGAACAGGCCCAGGGGUUCGGCUCGUGGACUGCUGCAGCCGUGCCAUGGUGGACUUGCAUGAGGCCAUGGACACCACACAGGUGGGUUUGGACGUCACGAGCCUCUCACAACAAGGCGAGCUGUGGGAAGACCCAGCGCAACCCAUUGCGGUGUCCAUGCCAGCACUGGUGGGGCCAAAAGAAGCUCAGCACCAGGACUUCCAAGAGGAGGUGGUCACACACAAGACCAUCAUCAUUCUGAAGGAGGACGUCCAAACACGGGAUUACCAUUCCGCGUGCAAACAGGAGGACGUGGCCCUUCAGAUUGCGCCUCGCGUUCGCUUCUUCUCGCGUUCGCCGCGCCACUUCGACGAGGGGCCUGGCAUCGGCUCGGGUUCCUCAGAGCCGAGCCGAGAUGGAGCGUCCAAGAAGGAGGCUGCAGUCAAGCUGGUGAUGCAGGAGACCAAGGUGAGCCCCAGCGGAUCUGCAGACUCGAUGUUGCAGGAGCUGAUGGAUGGGGUGCGCCAGAGGCGCGCGAUGCUGGGGGGGUCCGCACAGGAGCGAGCGCAGAUGGGGGAUGUUGGCUUCCGUCAGCCAGUUUGGGAGGACACUGAUGCCAUCAAGAAGCUGAAGCAGGAUGAGAUUGAGUUGACUCGGAAGAUCUUCGCGCGCGUGGACCCCCGCAGCGAUGCGGUCUCCAACCUGCAGGGGGCGGCAGCGCGGCAUAACAUUGAUCCCUACUGGAGCCCCUUCCAUCAAGUGGAAGACCUGAAAGUACAGGUCACCGCGGAGUUCGAUGAAUACCAGCGCAUCGUCGGGGCGGCCGAAGCCAAGCGGACGCGGAUCCAGAUUAAGCGGAGCCUUGCAAGGAUGUCUCGAGGAGUCUAUAAUCCCUACAGCUCCUCCUUCCGGAUCCACCAGCGGCAAGAGGUACCUGAUCAACCCCCGAAGCCCUUUCGGCUUCCGGACAAGUUCUGGGAACCGAGCCCAUUGCAGGUGCAGCUGGCGAACGAACGGAUCACCUUUCGGGACCUGGACAUCAUCCAACACUUCUUGGCCGACAACGGGUACAUCCUGCCUCGGCGGACCACCAUGCUGUCCCGCCGAAAGCAGAAGGAGUUGGUGAAGGCGGUCAUCUCGGCGCAGCACAUGUGCUUGCUGCCUUUCCGGAUGAAGCCGAAGGACUACCAGGUGAUGCCUUUGAUGGAUCCCUUGCAGUGGAUGGCCGACCGCCUCACCGACCGCGUGCGGGAGGACAAAGACCGGCGCAGUGCAGCCAUGCUGCAGGUGAUGAUGGAGCGAUAUCCGGAGCUGAACUAUCGGAACUUCUUAAAGCACGAGGCGGCCCGCAAAGAGGGCGAGCCUGACAUGCCCUGA
This is a messenger RNA of Durusdinium trenchii, 2351 nucleotides long. Lineage: Eukaryota; Dinophyceae; Suessiales; Symbiodiniaceae. The record is from the annotation of a GenBank genome assembly.